AUGAUGAAUCUUCCGCAUGGAUUGGGCAAUGAUCCCCUCCAACUACCGCAGCAACAACAACGGACAACGCAUUCCCUUCAAAUGCCUCCAGUCCCGCCUCUCCAUUCCCAUAUGAUGACUCAUCCACAUCAAUCUCUCCACCAAUCUCAUCUGCAAACCGUGCACCUCCAAUCACAACAACAACAACAACAACAGCCACAGCAACCACACUAUCCGAUUCUCUCGAAUAUCUCCAAUUCCCAUUCCAACCUCCCCACCUCUUCCUCAUUCCGUUCCCAUCUACAAGGCACUUCUCAAGACUCUCACCACUCUCGCCCACAACAUUAUUCAUACGAUACCCAAACGAUGCACUACAUGAUGCCCCCGACCUCGAUGAUCACACAAAAUGGAAUGGGAUUGGCACAAAAUUUGCAGCAGAACUUGCAACAAAAUCUGCAACAAAAUUUGCAACAAAACUUGAGCCAAAAUUUCCCGAUGCCUCCAAUCCUCAACCCGCCCCCGUCCUCCGUUCUUCACUCGUCAACCCUCCAACAAUUAAACUCAAUCCCCAGCUAUCCGUCGCGUGAGCCGCCGACAACGAGAAACGAUCGGUCUAUUGUUAACUUAGAUGUCCCAGUUUUACAGUCAAUCCCCGGCCCGCCAACCUCGUCAUCUUCUUCAAAUCCCUCACCUCCCACCUCCUCUAUCCCGCCAUCAAAUCCAAUCCAAGAAACGAAUCCUCCAAACGUGGCAAAUCAAUCCUCGUCCUCAAUCACUGCAUCAUCUCAACCAAUCAUUAGCGGUGAUCCGGCUGAUGUGAAAUGCCUCGUCUGUGGUGACUCCAAUGCUCAGAAUCAUUAUGGAACCGUGUGUUGUCCGAGUUGCAAGGGUUUCUUUCGUCGUUCUUAUUUAGCUUCAAAAAAUCUGGAGUGCUAUCGUGGGAACUGUUGUGUGAUUACGAAAAGUACACGGAAUAAUUGUCGAGCGUGUCGAUAUAAGAAAUGUCUUUCGGCUGGGAUGAAUCCAAAUGAGAUUCGCCACAAAUCGGAGCAAGGUGAUGAACGAGGUGGAAGUCCACAAGAAGUGAAAGUGUUCAUCGAAAAUCAUAGUGAAGCCUCUGGAUCAUCCACUGCACUCGCUUUGCCACCUGCUCUUGCUCCGGCUGUUGACCCUCUUUUCAUGAACACCGAUGAGGCAAAGCUCCUUGCGAGCUUUUACGUGAAUUUGGAAAGAUAUUGUGACAAUUCGGUUUUCAAUGGCAAUGAAAUUGGGUCAGAGGAAGAGGAGUUUUUGAUCAACUCAAUGCUCGAAUCAUCAGUUGAGGAUCUUCUCCUUAAAAGAAGCGCACAAUGUCCACGAUUUCCGAUAAUCUGGAAGCCACAUCAGAUGAUCGGCGGGAAAUCUUUCAAACGUGUCUACGCGCGUUUGGUGGUGUUUUUCUGCGACUGGGUGAACCAUAUUCCGCUCUUCAAAAGUCUCUGUGUAUCGGAUAAGGUUCAACUAUUCAUCGCUCGACUUACCCAAGUCUUAUUGCUCAAUAUGUGCUAUCGAACGUACAAAGAGGGUUGCGGUGGACUGCUUCUAGGCACGGGAUCGGUGUUUCCAUUUGAUAAAGCUCUUCGAUCACAAAUCGACGAUGAUCAGGUUCGGAACAUGUUCUCGCAAGUGGUCGACUCGGUGUUUGCCGAUGUGAUCUUUCCGAUGAAAGAUUUGGAUAUCAAUGAGGAUGAGUACUGUAUGCUAAAGGCAACUCUAUUCCUAUUUGAAGGGUUCCCCUUUAAUCAACUCACUGAACACGGAAAAGAAGUGCUUGUGAGGGAAAAGCAUCGACAUAAGGCAGCUCUCGUGGCUUUGAUUUUACAGAAGAAAGAGACAAAUCCCUCGAUCGAUCAUCUCUUCAAAUUGAUUCAAGUCGAACAUCUAACGACCACUAUUGAGGCUGUCUCCAACUACAUCGAUAAGGAGUUUGGUCUAAUGAAUUUGUUUGGAUUAUCGGGAAUGCGAGGGAAGCUCAUCCAUGAAUGUCAUGUUAUGAAAUAUGCAUUCUGU
Mesorhabditis belari is the source of this 2028-nucleotide messenger RNA. Lineage: Eukaryota; Metazoa; Nematoda; Chromadorea; Rhabditida; Rhabditidae. The record is from the annotation of a GenBank genome assembly.